AAGGAGGAGGAAAAAGAAGACGAAGAAGAAGAUUGUAAACCCAGCCGCGAUCAUUCGUUAUUUAAUUUGCUAAAACAACUCAGUGAUUUGAGAAAACUCAAGACUCGACGGUGUUCUAACCCAGACAGUGAAAACACGACAUGGCGACAACCAUCAGCACUCAGAGGGGACAGGUGUACAUCGGGGAGCUUCCCCAUGACUUCCUGCGAAUCACCCCAACCCAGCAACAGCAGCAGGUACAACUGGAUGCCCAAGCAGCCAGACAGCUGCAAUAUGGAGGCUCAGUAGGCACUGUAGGGCGACUCAGCAUUACUGUGGUCCAGGCCAAGCUGGCUAAAAACUAUGGCAUGACCCGAAUGGAUCCAUACUGCAGGGUCAGACUGGGUUAUGCAGUCUACGAGACACCAACUGCUCAUAACGGAGCCAAGAAUCCUCGCUGGAACAAGGUGAUUCAGUGCACGGUGCCUCCUGGGGUGGACUCUUUCUACCUGGAAAUCUUUGAUGAGAGAGCAUUUUCUAUGGACGAUAGGAUAGCAUGGACUCAUGUCACCAUCCCUGAAGGCCUGAGGGAGGGCAACGUGGUGGAUGAGUGGUUCAGCCUUAGCGGCAGGCAGGGCGACGACAAGGAAGGCAUGAUCAACCUGGUGAUGUCUUUUGCUUCCUUACCAGCAGGGAUGAUGACUCAGUCUGUUGUCCUAAUGCCCUCUGUGUAUCAGCAGGGAGUGGGAUAUGUGCCCAUUGCAGGAGUGCCUGCAGUCUACAAUCAGGGCAUGGUGCCCAUGGCAAUGCCAACAACCAUGCCAGCUGUUGGGGGCCAGGGGCCAGUGUGCAGUGAGGAGGACCUGAAGGCUUUGCAGGACAUGUUUCCUAACCUGGAUAAGGAGGUGGUUCGCACUGUGCUGGACGCACAGCAGGGAAACAAGGACGCUGCCAUUAACUCUCUGCUUCAGAUGGCUGAGGAGCUCUAACUGCAGACUACACUGAGAAUGGACAUGCCAACAUACAGAUCUGCAUGCACACAGAUAUUAAAAAAAAAAAUAGCCUUCACUCACAGAGAGGCUGCCCACCCUUUUACAAACAUACACAGUCCCCCCACAGUGUGACUUUCUUUCACCCUGUAGCCAUGUCUAAGCUCCCACCAGCGCCACCAGCUCACAGAGAUCUGUUUCGUCUCCCCUUCCUUGUCAGCCAACCAGUACAAAUGAAGUAUGGACUGUCUCUGCUUCCACACAGCUCUCUGUCCCAACUGCUACUUGAUGAUCAGCUCCCUUUGGUUUUAGUAUUUUGUUGAUUUAAAAUUAUGGUAUAUCAAUGGCAGUUGUAUUUGGCUAAAGGGUUGUAUAACAGUAGAGACUCAAACUACACGUUGGGUUGGCAGUAAAUCUUACUAGCUCACAUAAUUUUGUGUUUCUUGAAUGUUUCAUUGUCAUAGUAUUUUACUGUAGCCAUGCUAUUCCUCACACUGAUGCUAGUGUUUGAUUGACAUCGUUUGAGCUGUAGUAAAUCCAUCUUCCAUUUAUGUUGAUCCUUUCCUCAAUAGUAUGCUUUGCACUUGUCUGUUGUAACUUGCAAUGACCUACAUGUGGUUCAUAUGUUGCCGUAAAAUGUUUAGGGCAUCUGCAAUCUAAUUAAUCAUUCUGGAUCUAUUAAAUUAUAUAGAAAUUUGCAUGUGACUGGAGAUUUGAGGAUGAAUGAAUGACUGAAUUAGAAGAAACCUGUUUAAAAGGAAAUAUCCCAGCUGUACACCACAGCCCUCCACUCAGCCAUCUUUCACAAUGAUAGCAAAAUUCUUUCGCAAUGUUUUUAUGUAACCCCUUUUCAGUCUGAGUAAGGAUAUGACGAUUCUGUUAUAAUGUAAUGCCCUCUGGAGUCACUUUUCAAAUGAGCUGUGGAGUUUUAAAGAUGCAGUGUGAAAAUGAAGAUACUUUGAAGCUUUCAGGAUGUUGUCUGUAGAGUUUUGGAAACCAACAACACGUCCAUCUGCUUCUUGAUUGGCUAAACAGCAACAGCUGUUCUCAGAAGCACUUUUUGCCUCUCGAGCUGUGAGGCCAGAGUGACCAGACUUGAGAUGAAAUGCCCCCACCUUCUUACUGUAGGGCCAUCAUCAGGUUCAAACUUGUACGAAUAAAGAAAAGAUUUUGGGAGCUUGUUUAUGCUUCAUUGUUGGCUAUAUCAGACAGCAGCUUCUAUCAGUAUGAGCACAUAGUGUUUUUCAGCGGCUGUAUUUGCAUGUGUUGUAGCGCCUAAAGCUUUCUGUUAUCUUAAGUUUGGUUGUUAAAGCACUGUCUGCCAAAGGUCUCAUUUAAGUGAGGUUGGCUGAAUGUUUGAGGUGUGACUCCAAAACUGUUGCUGUAGAUUUUAAAAAAAAAUUGUCAUGUGAGUUUGUUGUUUUUAAGUCUUAAAUUAAAUUUUCAGAUUUAAAUUUAUUGACAUUCCAGCAACUGCAAAGUUUUAAGUCAGAAGAGAAUAAUAAGUAUCGCAGAGUAUUUUUGGAGCAAUGUGCACUCAGCUGAUAUCAGUUAGUUUGUUGUGAGAAUGGAAAGCCUUUCUGUGAGGUUAUGCCCCUCAAAAUGUCAUACUGUCAUUAAAGUAUUUGAAACAAAA
Messenger RNA from Stegastes partitus (bicolor damselfish), 2604 nucleotides. It is a transcript of the gene tollip, whose product is annotated as toll interacting protein. The transcript is spliced from 6 exons. The record is from RefSeq and is a predicted model, not a curated record. Gene Ontology annotation, biological process: ubiquitin-dependent protein catabolic process. Lineage: Eukaryota; Metazoa; Chordata; Actinopteri; Pomacentridae. Gene Ontology annotation, molecular function: ubiquitin binding; ubiquitin conjugating enzyme binding. Gene Ontology annotation, cellular component: cytoplasm. The coding region runs from base 141 to 968 and encodes 275 amino acids.